UGAAGAAACAUCAACAACUAUCGCAAAAUCCGGAAAUAAACUGAAAGCCUCGGUGCCGGAGGACAUUUAUUGUUCGAAGGACGCAACGCGCAUGGCCGGCGACGUAUUGAAAGGGAGUGGGUGUAAGAUGACUAUCGAGCAAGACAAAGACUUUCCUGGUGGUCCAAGCGUUGGUCUAGGUCUUCCAGUAGUUGCUCCUCACGUAUCUGUUGCCGCACCUCCACCAGCCCCAACAGGAGGGCCAGCGACGCUGUUGCCACCACCAGCGGCAGCUGCGGGUCCAGGCUCGUCUAUCAGUGAAUCGUCUUCCAGCAAGCUUGUCGCGCGAAAAAAACACACCCACCGCCACAAUUUUUUGGCCAAGCACCCACUGCGCUAUGAAACGCAACCAGGGAAGAUGAAAAAGGGGAUGAAGGAGCAGCUAGUAGAGGACUUCGAUCAUAGAGGAGGCACGGAAGCUGCAGGAACUGGCCAAAAGCCCAGCGGCGCCGCAGCAAAAGCGUCUACUUUUCUCGCCAAAAACAGCCGCAUGAUGAUGUCUUUGCUUUUUCCUGCCACCACGCCCCCGGCUGGCCCCAUGCGAAACGGAAACUACAGCACUACCGGCCUGCUGAAUGCUGCUGGAUCAACAACAUCUGAGCGCACUAUCUACCAG
This is a messenger RNA of Amoebophrya sp. A120, 655 nucleotides long. The record is from the annotation of a GenBank genome assembly. Lineage: Eukaryota; Dinophyceae; Syndiniales; Amoebophryaceae.